CCUUUACAGUCACAAAUACAAAUAGUUUGAAAUAUUUUGAACCUUCGUUGCUUUUUAAAUUUCUACUGUUGUGUGAUAAUCAGAUAUUGGGCAUUGCAACAGAGAAGCGCAAUCAAUUCGUUAAUUGCAGACGAAUCUCUCAAAUCAGUUCCUCUCUGUGUUGCUUUGCUUGCUUCGGUUUUCAAGUGUAAGAACGAGCUCAAGCUUCGUGUUCAGGAGCAUUUUGCUUCAGUUCUUGAAACUUUUCAGACUCGGUUUUCGGUGAAUUUUGACUCUGGUUUUGUUAGCGGUUAGGGUUCAGAUUUUGAGUCUCUGACAAUGUUGCAAUGGAUGGGAGGGUCGAGGCGGAAAGUGGCGAAUUCAAGGAAGUCUACUCAGAAGAGGCAAAAGCAAUACUUUGAGCAAAGGAAACAACAGCAACAGCAGCAGACAGCUGGGUCAGAGAGCUAUGCUGAUGGAAUGAACGCAUGUGGCGAACAUCACAAAGAACAGCGAUCACUAGAUAUUCUUAGUUUGCUUAACUUGUCAACAGUUUCUCAGGAAUGCUACUCUGCUUGCCCUAGUGGAAAAGAAGAUCUAGAGGUUAAUGCUUCAACAGUGAAGUAUAAUAUCUCAAAGGGUCCACCGACAAUCCUUUCCCACACAGUUACACAUCCUGAUUCUGUCGAGUUCAAGGAAGCAAGAAGCCCUUCACAUUGCCGAGUGGAGACUGUAUCUCCAAAGAAGGUUGGAAUUGGUGCCCAUAAUGAUAACAACACUGUUUUCAAGGGAACUGAUUCAAAACAUGAUCAAUGGAAGACAGCUACCGAUCAGCAGCUAUCUGUUCUUGAUUUGCUUGGUGAUGAUGAACUGAACGGCAAUGAAGAAGUCCAUCCGAUGCAUGAAGAUCAUGUUGCAUUUUCGGUUGAAGGUUUGGGUAAAGUGGGAAUGGAGACACCAGUCCAUUCACCACAACAACCUGGCAGGUACCUCUCAUUUGGUUGCUCACCUUUGAAGGCUGCAAGGCAAGUAGCUAUGUCAAAGAACCGUAACUCAUUGCUGGGUGACCUUGAAAUUGAAAUGGAUACAAUGAUGCAAGAUAUCAAUAUGCCCCUAUGUGGCAGUUCUCUGGAGUUUUCAUCAGGCAUAAUGCAUUCAUAUAGCAAUCCCAAGCAGAAAUCAGUCUCUGCCAGAACUUGGAUGCAACAUGACAGUCAUGAUAGUAAAACAAAUAGUUUGUUUGGUGACAGAAGAAUCUUUUAUGACCGCGAAAACAACAAUGAGGAUAUAUGGGAUGCUAGGUCUUGCUUCCUAGAUGACAACUUCCUUGAUGAGAGGGAGCAUAAAGUAUCUUGGAAAAAUUGGCCACCUGAAACUGAGAGUAAUUCUAUGGAUUUUUUAAAAUAUGGACACUCGGAGAUGUCAGAUUAUGCUUUUGAAGAAUCCCAUCUACUGAAGAAAAGGGAUGCUGCAACAGCAAUGGACAGAUUCAACAUCUUAGAGUCACCUGCUUCAUUUUACAAGCACCAAGCAUCAGAAAGUGACAUUGACUUCAUGAUUUCCAGUAGAGCAAGACGACCAACUUUGGGAAGAAAGUUUGAUUUUAGAGAUGUAACCAAUCAAUCAGAUUGGUUUUGCUUUACAACAGAAGAUGCAAAAGAUAAUUUGAGCAUCCAGAGCGAAGAGUCCUGCUCAUCCAGUGCAGUGUGGGGUGAAGCAACCAAUCAUUUAGAAUCAAAUGCUGCAGCAAGACAGAGAAGGAGACAUAGCAAUGCUUUUGCUAGCCCUCAAAAAAAAUAUGAUGUGAAGAAAAUUUUUGCCAAAGAGACAUGGUACAAAGACACAGAUGAAAUUGGACAAGGAAAUGAUUUGUGUGGUUCAGGAAAAUGUACAAAUAUGUCAAAUCCAUCAAAGUCAAAACCAUCCCAUCACUCUCAAGGAAAAUUAGGACAAAACGACAGUUGGUUUUAUGAGGAUGGAUAUAAUUCAGUUAAAAUGAAUUCAGGUUUCAGUUCUUUCACUCGAAAUUCAGAGACAAAACUUCCAUUCUCAGGCUCCAAGAUUUGGAUGGAAGAUCCUUCCACUGAGUUGCCUGUCCCUAGAUCAGAUAUUGAUGCCAAAUCUUCUUUUGAUAGAUCUAAGUAUGGGGAACGUUUACCAUGCUCACCUUCUGGCAGUUUUAUCGCUGAAAAGUUUGCAUUUCAUGAUUCCCCUAUAUCCUCCAAGGUUAAGUUUGGCUCAACCAUGCCAGAUUUAUCUCCUGGUUCUAAAUUGGAAGGCACGCCUCUGGGUCUCUUGCAUCUGGCUGGCUCUCAUGGUGAGACACCCUUUCCUGAUAUAUCAGCAGAGGAAAGUGCUAGUAGAGAAGUGGAAAAUACAGCAAAAAUCCAGCCAGCCCCCUUCAAAAAAUUGGGGCUCAUUGAAGAAAUUUGCAUGGGUAAUGACCUUUUUUCAGAGAAUAAAAAGGCAAUAGAUGGUUCGAGCUCAGGCAACAAUGGUUGUGGAUGCGAGGAAGAGAGAGGUGAAUCUCAAGAAGUAAUGCAAAAUUUAGAAACAUCUUCUCCAGACCAUGCAGAGCAGGUGUCAUCGUCUUUGUCAAUCUCUGAAAAACUUCAAAGCAUCGUAGAAGAACAAGAACAUUAUGAUGGCGAUGAAGCUACUCUUCCAUGUCAAAAUGAGAAUAAAGAAAUACAAGAUAUUGGACCUCAGGAAAAAGGGGUAGUAAGGAAAACAGAGAGUAACUGUGACAACUCAUCUUGUCAGGUGAUGAUGCUUGAAAGCUAUGUUCUUCAGCUUCUUUGUGUGCAAAAUGUACUGAAGGAUGCAUCUGCACAGGACACCGUUAAGAAGGUAUAACACCUUCACUUGUAAUAGAAUUGGGGAUUCUUUUGAAACUCAUGGAUAAAAAGAUCAUAAAGAAACUUUUACUGUUA
This is a messenger RNA of Quercus robur (English oak), 2912 nucleotides long. RefSeq lists its product as uncharacterized. Bases 319 to 2835 code for a protein of 838 amino acids. The record is from RefSeq and is a predicted model, not a curated record. The transcript is spliced from 20 exons. NCBI's taxonomy places the organism in Eukaryota, Viridiplantae, Streptophyta, Magnoliopsida, Fagales, Fagaceae.